This is a messenger RNA of Babesia ovata, 783 nucleotides long. RefSeq lists its product as uncharacterized. The coding region runs from base 1 to 783 and encodes 260 amino acids. The transcript is spliced from 3 exons. Lineage: Eukaryota; Apicomplexa; Aconoidasida; Piroplasmida; Babesiidae. The record is from RefSeq and is a predicted model, not a curated record.
AUGGACAAGAUACUUCAAGAAAUUCAAGCAUCUAUGCAUCAAAAAGGUGCGCUCGGGACGUGGGACGGAGAGGUCACGGGGAAGACAGAGAGGGUGAAAGACUAUUUUAAUAAUAUUAAUGCUGUCACUAUAAAGCACUUCAACACUUCACUUAGCGAACUUAGCGGUUGUGGUCCCGGCGAAGUUGCCGACAAAUUGGGUAACUGUUUCAUCCAUGCAGAUGCUAUAUUAAAUGCGUUCAAGCUAGCUGAGUCAUACUAUAGUGACCUAGACCCUAAACUUGGAGAUAAGUUGAAGGAUUCAAUAUAUAAAAUACAUGUGCAGGUAGCGAAGUUCCAUGGAGCGGCGACUAAUACGGAGUUGCGCAACCUUUUGGACUGUAGUGCAAGGCAGUUGAAUGCGAUAAAAUCAAAUCUCGACGGAUUACGUUCGAACAAAUUUAAGGAAUUGCAAAAUGCUCUCUACCAGGACCUUCACAAGGCUUUCAAGGAGGUAGAGGGCGGGAUUACAAGUGUUAUAAGUAAGUAUGAUAAUAAGAUUUUCCAGCCGGUUGGAAUUAUCAAGAGCGCUUCGGAUAGUUUCAAAACGGAAAUCAAUGAGACUAGAAUUUCUCUUCAGGAAGCCAUCCAGGUAGUGGAGGGAGAGAUCAGGAAGCUGGAGAAUUUUAGAGAUCUGGAGAGUAUCGGAGCUAGCCUAAAAGGAACGGUACAGUUAUUAAGCGCUAUUAAUAGUGAUCCAUUUGAUCGUGUCAAAAGUAUUUCACUUCACUUGAAACUGGUGUAA